Messenger RNA from Delphinapterus leucas (beluga whale), 3890 nucleotides. RefSeq names its product PDZ domain containing 8 (gene PDZD8). Gene Ontology annotation, molecular function: protein binding; lipid binding. Gene Ontology annotation, cellular component: mitochondria-associated endoplasmic reticulum membrane contact site. Lineage: Eukaryota; Metazoa; Chordata; Mammalia; Artiodactyla; Monodontidae. The record is from RefSeq and is a predicted model, not a curated record. Gene Ontology annotation, biological process: mitochondrial calcium ion homeostasis.
UCCCUCCCGCCCCCGCUGCCGCCACCACAGCAGCAGCCUCCGGGAGCUUCUGAGGAGGCGCGGGCCGCCGCAGGCUGGGGCGCUGCAGUGCGCCGUCCGGAGCCCCUGGACGAGGCCCAGGGAGCCGCUCGCCCAAACCCCGCCGCCCGAUGUCCUCAAGAUGGAGGUAGGGCGGAGGGCGCCGUGAAGAAAGCCGCGCUGUGGGCGCGGGGGCCAGGGCGCGGGCGCUCCGGGCGGAGGCGGUGGCGGGAUGGGGCUGCUGCUUAUGAUCCUGGCGUCCGCCGUGCUGGGCUCCUUACUCACGCUGCUCACCCAGUUCCUGCUGCUUUACCGCAAACAGCCCGAGCCGCCGCCGGACGAGGCCGCCCGCGCGGCCGACGGCUUCCGCUACAUCAAGCCGGUGCCGGACCUGGCCCUGAGAGAGUACCUUUAUGGCGGCGGCGGGGCUGAGGAGCCCUCCGGCGGGCCACCCGAGGGCGGCACGACUCCGGCCCCCGAGACCCCCGCCCCGCCGACGCGGGAGACCUGCUACUUCCUAAACGCCACCAUCCUGUUCCUGUUCCGGGAGCUGCGGGACACCGCGCUGGCCCGCCGCUGGGUCACCAAGAAGAUCAAGGUGGAGUUCGAGGAGCUGCUGCAGACCAAGACGGCCGGGCGCCUCCUGGAGGGGCUGAGCCUGCGGGACGUGUUCCUGGGCGACACCGUGCCCUUCAUCAAGACCAUCCGGCUCCUCCGGCCCGUGGUGCCCUCGGCCACCGGGGAGCCCGACGUUCCUGAGGGGGAGGCGCUGCCCGCCACCUCCCCCGAGGAGCUGGCCUUCGAGGCGGAGGUGGAGUACAGCGGGGGCUUCCACCUGGCCAUCGACGUGGACUUGGUCUUCGGCAAGUCCGCCUACCUGUUCGUCAAACUGUCCCGGGUGGUGGGGAGGCUGCGCUUCGUCCUCACCCGCGUGCCCUUCACCCACUGGUUCUUCUCCUUCGUGGAGGACCCGCUGAUCGACUUCGAGGUGCGCUCCCAGUUCGAAGGGCGGCCCAUGCCCCAGCUGACCUCCAUCAUCGUCAACCAGCUCAAGAAAGUGAUCAAGCGCAAGCACACCCUCCCGAGUUACAAGAUCAGGUUUAAGCCGUUUUUCCCAUUCCAAACCUUGCAAGGAUUCGAAGAAGAUGAUGAAGAGCAUAUCCAUAUACAACAAUGGGCACUUACUGAAGGCCGCCUUAAAGUUACAUUGUUAGAAUGUAGCAGGUUACUUAUUUUUGGAUCCUAUGACAGAGAGGCAAAUAUUCAUUGCACACUUGAGCUGAGCAGUGGUGUUUGGGAAGAAAAACAAAGGAGUUCUAUUAAGACGGUUGAAUUAAUAAAGGGGAAUUUACAAAGUGUCGGACUUACACUUCGUCUUGUCCAGUCAACUGACGGGUAUGCUGGGCACGUCAUAAUUGAGACCGUGGCCCCAAACUCGCCUGCUGCAAUUGCUGAUCUUCAGCGGGGAGAUCGACUGAUUGCUAUUGGAGGUGUGAAAAUCACAUCUACACUGCAAGUGUUGAAGCUUAUCAAGCAGGCUGGUGACCGAGUCCUGGUAUAUUAUGAAAGGCCUGUUGGCCAGAGUAACCAGGGUGCAGUGCUGCAAGAUAACUUUGGACAGUUGGAAGACAACUUUCUGUCAGGCCCAUGCCAACCAAACUAUGAAGAGGAAACAAGUGGGUUGGCAGUAGAUGCUGAAAACAGAGACCUGGAUUCUGAAUUUGAAGACUUAGCAAGUGAUGUGAGAGCACAAACUGAGGUCAAGGAUGAGGCACAGUCAUUAAGUCACAGUCCCAAACGUACUCCAACAACACUUUCUGUUAAACCCCUUGGAACUAUAUCACCAGUUUUAAACCGUAAAUUAGUUGUAGGAAGUUACCCACCACCCCCAAAACUUCCAUCCAAAGAAGGAAAUAAGCCCUUGGCCCUAAAAUCUUCUGAGAUAACAGAACCAGCACAAGUGUCAAAACCCACCCAAGGAUCCACUUUCAAACCACCUGUGCCACCACGACCACAAGUCAAAGUUCCUUUACCUUCUGCUGAUGCCCCAAAUCAGGCAGAACCAGAUAUUCUCGUUGAAAAGCCAGAGAAGGUGCUGCCGCCGCCACCUGCUGCAGAUAAACCUGCUGAAAAGCCAGCGAAAAACCUGGAUCACGUCGAAGAAGCAGCUGCAGCUAAGCAGUUUCCAGCAAAGCAAGAAGUGGCAAAAGAUUUGACUUCAGAAAGUUCCUGCCCUCCUACGGACAGUUCAGAUGACCAUCAAACGUGGGAGUCAUCAGAAAUUCUUUAUCGUAAUAAGCUCGGAAAAUGGACAAGAACCAGAGCCAGCUGUCUCUUUGACAUAGAAGCCUGCCACAGGUACUUAAACAUCGCACUGUGGUGCAGGGAUCCUUUCAAAUUAGGGGGUCUCAUCUGUUUGGGGCACGUCAGCUUAAAACUUGAAGAGGUGGCUUUAGGAUGCUUAGCUACAUCGAACAUGGAAUACCUUUCCAAAUUCAGACUGGAAGCCCCAUCACCUAAGGCCAUGGUCACGAGAACCGCGCUACGUAAUCUGAGUAUGCAGAAGGGGUUCAAUGACAAAUUUUGUUUCGGUGAUAUUACUGUUCACUUCAAAUAUCUGAAAGAAGGAGAGCCAGACCACCAUGUAGUUACUAACUUAGAGAAAGAAAAAGAACUCCAUUUGGUCGAAGAGGUUUCUGCCCUUCCUAAAGAGGAGCACUUUGUUGGACAGAUGGGUUUAACAGAAAAUAAACAUAGUUUCCAGGAUACUCAGUUCCAGAACCCAACUUGGUGUGAUUACUGUAAGAAAAAAGUUUGGACUAAAGCUGCUUCCCAGUGUAUGUUCUGUGCUUAUGUUUGCCAUAAAAAAUGUCAGGAAAAGUGUCUAGCCGAGACUCCUCUUUGUGGAGCAACUGAUCAACGGCUAGACCGGGCCCUGAAAAAUCUCAGGCUGGAAGGACAAGAAACCCUCUUAGGCCUGCCCCCUCGUGUUGAUGCUGAAGCUGGGAAGUCAGUCAACAGAAUGACAGGUUUGACAAGACAUAUUAUCAAUACGAGCUCUCGUUUGUUAAAUCUGCGUCAAGUAUCUAAAACUCGCCUUUCUGAGCCAGGGACUGAUCUAGUAGAACCUUCACCAAAACACACACCCAACACAUCAGACAACGAAGGCAGUGACACAGAGAUCUGUGGCCCAAACAGCCCUUCUAAACGGGGCAACAACACAGGAAUAAAAUUAGUGAGAAAGGAGGGUGGUCUGGAUGACAGCGUUUUCAUUGCAGUUAAAGAAAUUGGUCGUGAUCUGUACAGGGGGUUGCCUACAGAGGAGAGGAUCCAGAAACUAGAGUUCAUGCUAGAUAAACUGCAGAAUGAAAUUGAUCAGGAGUUGGAACAUAAUAAUUCCCUUGUUAGAGAAGAAAAAGAGACAACAGAUACGAGGAAAAAAUCACUUCUUUCUGCUGCUUUGGCUAAAUCAGGUGAAAGACUGCAAGCUCUAACACUUCUUAUGAUCCACUACAGAGCAGGCAUUGAAGAUAUUGAAUCUUUAGAAAGUCUGUCCUUAGACCAGCACUCCAAAAAAAUAAGCAAGUACACAGAUGAUACAGAAGAAGACCUUGAUAGUGAAAUAACCCAACUAAUAGACUCUCAGCCAUUCAGUAGCAUAUCAGAUGACUUAUUUGGCCCAUCUGAGUCUGUGUAACAGUCUGUUUAAACUUUCUAGUGAUUGAGGAAAAGUUGCAUCUAAAGUACCACAGAUACAACCACAUUUAAACCCUCUUAUUAUGCACUUUGGCCUGCUUCACAGUUAUUUGCUUGUGUAAGAACUAGAGUGGAAGAGGUGGUUUUUCCAGCAAAAACAUGAUCAGCUCACUAAA